Messenger RNA from Annulohypoxylon maeteangense, 3601 nucleotides. RefSeq lists its product as uncharacterized. The coding region runs from base 227 to 3307 and encodes 1026 amino acids. Gene Ontology annotation, molecular function: protein binding. Lineage: Eukaryota; Fungi; Ascomycota; Sordariomycetes; Xylariales; Hypoxylaceae. The record is from RefSeq and is a predicted model, not a curated record. The transcript has 3 exons.
UCCAAUAUCAUCCGCCAAAUCCCAUUGACACCAAUUUUUACUUUGACGAGAUUCUCUUCUUCCUCUCUUCCUUGUGUUUUCUGAGGUUUUUACACCCGACGCCAUAACUAUCUUUCUUCACUAUUGCAAUAGCGCGUUUGUUUGACGGCUGUGGUGCUGUCAAAUGAACCUGCAACGACCAAUUAUAUCUUUUCUCUAUUCACCCUCCCCUCCUGGUGUCAUCUAAAUGCCCACCAUCUACUCGUCCUUGUACCAGAAUUUCAUCCGUCAAGGAUUUGCGAAAUCUUUCACUCACGGCUACGCCCAAUCCGUCGUAGCUGCGACUCACCCCCAUGUUUUAAAUUCACAGAAUCGUCCGUCGUUUGCGCGACGUAAUAGUCAGCGCCUCGGACGUCUCUCUGGUCUCCAGCUCCAGAACGCUUUUCAUAGCUCGAAUCAGCACGAGCUACGCCACGACAAGCAUGGCAGCCAUGGAAACUUAGAUGCCUACUUUGAGGCACUAAGAAAACAGCAGGAUACCGGCGAAGUCGAAAAAGAAUGGACACAAUUUCAAUUCCCCAAGCCCAUAGAAUGGAGACCGAACGCUUCUUCUGUCCUCGAUGGCCCCGAGCCCAAGACGCCGAACCUCGAUGUCGCUGAAGCUCUCGGAGCUGACCAGGAUGGAGUUGAAGACUUACCUGCUACCGUCGACGUAGAAGCAGCGUUGGCGCACAUAGAUGCCGCUAUCGAGAAGGAAAUUGAGGUUCGUGGGUUGCGAGAGGCCCUUGAGGAGAGUGCUACUCAUUCCCCGCGAGCGCCAACCCCAUCUAUUGCUAGUGGUGUUCAGUCUCGUCCUCUCACUCCGGCUGUUGAGAGAUCCGCGACUCCUGCUAGCAUUGCUCGCACCGCAACCCCACCAGUCGAUCCUCAGUCCCAGAGCUAUGCCGAUCAUCUCUCCAAGCUUUCUGAAGAUGGUCGAUAUGCUGAAAUUCCUGCUGUCUUCGAGGCAAUGCUUGUUGCCGAUAUCAAGCCUAUUGCCGGAGCUUAUAAUGCUCUGCUAGUCGCUGCCAUUCACAUCUCUAGUGAGAAGAACGGGGUGGUUUCCAAGGCGUUAGAUGUCUACGCUGACAUGAUGCGACGGAAGAUAGUACCUGACAGCGACACCUAUAAUAUCCUAGUUGGGCUAUUGGCUGCUCGAUGCCUAGAAGUGUCAUCCCUCAAGAAAGGUCUUGAGGUCAAGCGUCUUCGUUUUGGUGGUAUGGAUGAGCCUGGAAAAUUCAUGUUCGCCUCAAAUGAGCUGGAACACGCCAUUCUGUCGGAGGACGACAGGCUCGAUUUUGCUAUCAAACUGUUCGAAACCUCUGUUUUAACAAAUAGAGCGAACUACUCGUCGGAAACUUACCAUCAGCUCAUUUCAGCAUGUGCUCAGGCUGGUCGUGUCUCUGAUAUGCUCCACCUAUUCGAGCAUAUGGAGCUAAGUGGUGCGGUUCCUUUUGCAGCAACCUUUCCCUCUAUGAUCACCGCGUUCGCGAACACGGGCGAUCUCGCCAGCGCUGUUGAAUGUUAUAACGAGUACAAGGAUCUCGCUGUUGCCCAUGACAAUGGUAACUAUACACUAAAUGACCGACUAGAUUCGCAGGUUUAUGCUUCGGUAAUAAAUGCUUAUGUGAUCAACGAUAAAUUAGAUGGCGCCAAGAGGUUUUACGAGAAGAUCGUGGGUUCAUAUGGUGUACGUACUGCCGAUAUCCGGGACGCCAUCAUCAGCGGAGGUUUCGUUAAAGGCUUCACCACAAGGGGAAUCUACCAUGAAGCCCUUCAAUGGGCCCAGAGCAUUGAAAACAGCGCACGUUUGAAUGCGUUGGCGGAAAUUGCAACUGCUGCGGCUGAUUUCGGAGAUCGACUUACUGCAGUCGCUGCUUUCGCCAACCUCCCCUCAGUGUUCCCAGGUAUUGCGACUCCUGCGAUGGCCUUAUUAGCCCUCAGCGUUCGAGAUGGCGAUGUUCCAGCUGCUACUAGGUAUUGGCACGUGCUGAGCAGCCCCGAUACAAAAGUUGACUCAUCUUUCAUCGAGCCGACAGCCAUGUAUGCUGUUGCUAUGAUUGGUUCGGGUCAGGUCGCUGAAGGGUUAUCCGAGUCUGAACUGAUGUUCCAGCGAAUUCGAGCUGUCGAGAAUGAGACUAAACUACAUCUUGCCGAUGAGAUUGACGAGGGAAUUGAAUUUAUCUCUAGGUUUAUGGCUACUCGCAGCAUCGCAGAUCCUCGUGAAGUUGCUUCUCAAACUAGCUUCAGCCAACAGAAUUUUUCUGCGUCUCCCUAUCCAUCCACACCUACUGUCUCGAGCUACGAGGACAAUUUUGAUCCCUACGCUCACAAUACCGACUUCAAGGGCUCUUCUAUCAUCUCUGAUGAGCUUGAGGGUGCACACGGACGCAAGGGACCCCGACUCAACGAGGCACUCGCACGUUUCCGCAAUAUGCGACGUGCAGGACGUCACCCAAGAUACAUCACAUACGCUAAGAUGAUCUCUGCGGCCGCGCGAGAGGGCAAGAUGGACUUGUGCCAUGACAUUCUAGCCAUGGCACGGAACGAUGUACCUUUCCUCCCUCAAUACUCUAUUGUUCGUUACGGCUGGUCCUCUAUUCUCGACGCCAUGGUCGGUUCCUGCUUAACGCUUGGCGACCGCGUUUUGGCGGAACAGUACCAUCUCGAACUUCUUCAAAUGGGGGCUGCCCCCUCAGCAAACACCUUCGGCCUUUACAUCACCACUCUCAAGGAAUCAACCAAGACCUUUGACGAGGCUUCCGAAGCUGUCAAGAUUUUCCACCGUGCCAAGGCCGAGGGUGUUGAACCUUCGUCAUUCUUAUACAAUGCUCUGAUUGGUAAGCUUGGCAAGGCCCGUCGCAUUGAUGACUGUCUCUUCUAUUUCGCCGAAAUGCGCGCUCUAGGUAUCAAGCCAACGAGCGUAACUUACGGAACAAUUGUCAAUGCUCUAUGCCGUGUUAGCGACGAGAAAUUUGCAGAGGAACUUUUCGAUGAGAUGGAGUCUAUGCCCAACUACAAAGCACGUCCGGCUCCGUACAACAGUAUGAUGCAAUUCUUCCUCACAACCAAGCGCGACAAGGCUAAGGUUCUCGCCUACUACGACCGAAUGCAAGCCAAGGGAAUUGCGCCAACUGCUCAUACUUAUAAGCUCCUUGUUGAUACUCACGCCACUCUCGAACCUGGCAGCAUAACUGAUCUCGGACCAGGCGUUCUUUGGGUUGCAUGUAAAACGGAUUACGGGUCGGGUACCAGGGGAAAAGGGCAUCGGGCUGGCAUGGAUUUAUAGACCAAUCUCCACUCUGCAUAUAAUGCGAAAGAACUUCCAUAUUAUUAUUAUCUACGGGCGGGGAGCUAUCAGGGGGACUAACAACAGGACCCCAAGGGUUUUGGGCGAUGGUCAGCCCACGAGGCGUUUGGGACGGUUAAUUGGUGGCAAUGCACUCACGAUACAUUUAUUUGAUGCGUCAGAGCGUUUGUGGAUUCGGGUUGACGUAGCUCCAGGUGCCUUGUAUGAUAAAACCAAUACAUGGAAGUUGUUCUGAAUAUUUAUGUGUCUGAAUCAUGAUAUGAUGUUAGAAGG